Linnemannia hyalina is the source of this 1422-nucleotide messenger RNA. Lineage: Eukaryota; Fungi; Mortierellomycota; Mortierellomycetes; Mortierellales; Mortierellaceae. The record is from the annotation of a GenBank genome assembly.
AUGGAACCCUCCGAAAUACCCCCAGCGUCAACCACCACAGACCCCUCAAUUCCCAGCCCAAACCCCGCCUCUGAAACCUUUGACUUCACAGAGUUCCCACCCUGGACAGUCCCCACCAGAACAGGAUCACUUUACCCAGGACGACCAGGCAGAAAAACAACACAAGACCUUCCGGAGUCAACCAAUAACCCUGGCCCUGGCGAACCUACAGCAAACCCAAUCGCUACCGACAAUGGAGGAGGGGGAAUAGUAGUUCCUACCCUUCAACCUGGAAUUAUUGCUCCAAUUGGUAACACCACCACCACCUCUACUGCACUACUCGGAGGAACAACAACAAUAGCAGCUGCGGGUGAACCCCUUAGAGGCAUCACAUUACAACCCGGCUCGCCAACCCCCUUCCGUGGCGUCAUUACACCAACAGCAUCCUCAGCGUCCUCAUCAGGCUCGUACACCCUCGUACCCAGUUCAGUCACCGGCCUCCUCUUCGGAUUCGCCAUCGCUGGAGCUCUAUUCAUCGGAUUCGUCGCCGGCGCCAUCUUCAUGAAGUACACCCGCUUUGGUGGUGGUCGUCGCCGGAAAGAGCAGAGAAGAGAAAAGGGCGAGCUCACCGAACAACUUCGUCUCCUGACCGACACCCUGGGCCACCGCAACGACCGUCUCGACCACGAGGAGAAACAUAUCGAGGCGACUGCGAACCAGGCUGAUUUCUUGCCAUCCUGGUACCAUGGUAGGCAUCUCACCGGAAUGUACCCCGGACCUUGGGCUGAUCGACUCCAUCCUCAAUCAGUCAUGGAUCAGAGUGCUUAUCGGGAUUGGGUAGGAGGACCAUACACCCCAGUGGCUGCUGUGAGCUCGCCUGUUACUCCUAGUUCACCCAUAGCCUCGCUACGACACCAUCCCACAAACCGCCAGCCCCGCGUCAUCAACCUGCCACCGUCCCAGUCCCAAUCACCAACUGCUGAGAAUAGCGAUACCUAUGGCCCCAAGGGCGAGUGGUCAACCGCCGGCACAUCAACUGUUUCUUCAUCAAACGGCAGUACACUAGAUCUGUAUGAGAUCGAGAAACGCCGCCCUCAGAUUCAGGAGGAAGGAGUAGGCGAGGACAGUCUGUUCAAUAUUGACCAACCUAGUCACAACCCACACGUCUACUCUCAGGGUGAUUCUGGCGUCCACAGCCCCAUUAGGAGCGAUUGGUCCACCUCCAGCAGUAACGACAGCAGCAGUGGCAACAGUAGCAGCAGCGGCGGCGGUGGUGAGAGAUCGACUCCUUCCUCCUCCAACGGCAGCAGCGCACCCGAUCUACAUGUGUUUGAAGUCGAGAAGCGGCGUCCCCAGAUCCAAGAGGAAGGAGUGGGGGAAGACAGCCUGUUCGAUGUUGAUCACCCUAGCCACAACCCACAUGUCACCGGCAGGAUCAUUUAA